AUUGGCUUGCUGUACACCAUAUCCAGAGACAUCAUCUCAUACUCUGCUUCCACCGUUUUGCCCUGUGGUCCAAAUAAUCCUCUACUAUUUUCGCAGCAUAGUAUAGAGGUACUCUCUACGGUGCAGCCUCAUUAUAAUGGCGCGCUUGCGGAAAGACAAGGGCGAAAAGUCCAAGGUCACCUCUCUCCCCGAAAAAUCAUCUACCAAACCCAAAAACGCUAAAACUACCACGACUUCCAAGUCCAGGUCUUCCAAACCUUCCAAAAAAGACGAACUCAAACAAAACGUUCUCGCGCUCGGUGGGACGCUGGACGACAUAGAACUUGUGAACGGUUCGGGCUCUGGCGGUGGAGAGUUUAAGGAUGACGGAAAAGUCGAUGCCAGUCUUAAGGGAGACAUCUCCAAGUUCAUGAAGGAAUUGAAUUUUGGAAUUUCCUCCAUGGAGGCGAACAAACCUGCAACGGUUGAGGCGCCACAAGCGAAGUCGAAGAAGGAUCGGAAGGAGAAAAAGGCUGAUACUAGAACGAAGGGGAAGGGGGUUAAAAAUGAUGCUGGAAGUCAACAGGUAAAGGUCGAAGGCAAGGAGAAGAAGGACGGUAAGGAGAAGGGCAACAAGAAGGAGAAAAAGGACAACAAGAAAAAGUCUAAGCCUGCGGAGACCCCAAAGCCCUCUACCUCAAAACCCGCGCCCUCUGAAGCCCCAACACCUGUAGCAGCAGCAGCCGUCCCUGCCCCUCCAAUAUCUACCUCUCAAUUCCUCCCUCCCAAAUCCGCAAAACUCCUCAUCCAACCCACUCCAGACUGGUACACAGUCGCCGCUCCUCUCCCUGCCACAUCUACCCCGAUCCCCACUCCUACAUCCUCCCAAAUAGCCUCGCUCACCGAACGCGCUGCUAAACUCCACGGCGCAGAGAUGGCACAAUUUUCCUCGGCGCCACACGCCUCCCUGGUCUCCUCGUCCUCCGAUCAGGCUUUCCUCAAAAACAUUCUCGCUUCGGGUACGCUGAGCGACAGACUCAGUGCACUUACACUCAUGGUGCAGAGCUCACCGCUGCAUAACAUCAGGGGGUUAGAAGUGUUGAAGGGCAUGGCCGAGAAGGGCAGAGGAGGCGGGGCGCCAUCGAAAGAUGGCCCGAAGGGUAGAGGUGGUGGGAGAGAGGAGAGGUUAAAAGCUGCGAGAGCAAUUGUUGAUUGGUGGAUCGGUGGUGGGGCGCCGGAACGAAAACUGAAAUAUUUCCGUGAUCAGCCUCUUCUUCAUCCCGGGGUCACAGACCAACAUCUUGUCGUUUGGUUUUUCGAGGAUUGGUUGAAGAAGUAUUUCUUUUCGCUGCUGCAGAUCUUGGAGGUCCUCUCACUGGACCCCCUGGCCUAUGUUCGGACACAGACUCUUACCCUUAUCUAUAACCUCCUCAAAGACAAGCCCGAGCAAGAACACAAUCUUCUCCGUCUUCUAGUCAAUAAGCUGGGAGAUACCGAAAAAUCCGUCUGCUCCCGUGCCUCCUACCACCUUCUCCAACUCCUCCAAGCCCACCCCAUCAUGAAAUCCAUCGUCAUCCGCGAGACCACCGCCCUCAUCAUGCGUCCCACCGGAGCCGCGGCCACAUCCUCGCUCACCAACACUCAUAACUCCUCAUCAUCGUCCGCAACUGUUGCGAAACCCAAAAUACACAUCAAAUUCGAUGACAACAGUGGCACAAAAUCAUCAGCUUCCGCUCCUCCGGUGAGACCACUGGACAGGAGUACGUGGAACAUGCACGCGCGGUAUUAUGCCUCGAUCACGUUCAACCAGAUCGUGUUGAGCACUUCUGACGAGGAUAGGAAGGCCGCGCGGGCCUUGAUGGAUGUUUAUUUCCAAAUGUUCAGGGAGGUCGUCGGAGAGAGGAGUGUGGCGGAAGAAACUCACGUUGACGAGGAUGAAGAGGAGGAUGCCGGCGAAGAUGCAGGCGGUAAAGACAGAGGACGGUACAGAGGUAAAAGAUUCGACAAGGGAAAGGCGAAGGCGAAGGAAAUACAGGGAGCGGCCGGGUUUGCGGAGGUGCAAGAUGAGAACUCGAGGCUCGUGAGCGCAAUCUUGACGGGUGUGAACCGGGCGAUGCCAUUUGCGCGUUUUGGUGGUGCUGAUGUCGAAUUCCAACGACACAUGGAUACCCUCUUCCUGAUCACCCACACCUCAACCUUCAACAUCACCCUCCAGGCUCUCACGCUCAUUCACCACGUCAUAUCCUCCGUCGCCACCUCCUCCCAGUCCGAAGCUUCGACGUCAUCCUCCCAAGCGUUGGCAGCACGAUACUACCGCACUCUCUACGCCACACUACUCGACCCUCGACUGUACAGUUCCGCGAAGCAGGCCAUGUAUCUGAACCUGGUUUUCAAGAGCUUGAAGAGCGACCCGGACACGGAGCGUGUAAAGGCUUUUGUUAAGAGGUUAUGUCAGGUUUUGGCAGGAGGGUUUGGCGGGACAGAGUUUGUGGCCGGUGGGUUGUGGUUACUGGGCGAGCUCUUCGACGGUGUUCCUGGACUAAGAAGUAUCAUGGAGAAGGUGCCACCACCCUCGAUCGCCGAGUGUGAGCAGCAGGAGAUGUACGACCCUCGGAAACGAGACCCUCAAUACGCUCAUGCAUCCUCAUCGCCCUUAUGGGAGCUCACCCCUCUCCUCAACCACGCUCAUCCAACUCUCACACUCCUUGCACGGCAACUCCUCGCUCACCAACCACUCACUACCAGUCCAGAUCUUGCCCUUCACACUCUAACACACUUCCUCGACCGGUUUGUCUACAAGAAUCCGAAGAAGAUCAAACCGAAAGGUUCGAGCGCCAUGCAGCCUGCAGCGGCGCCGGAGGGCGAGGGUGUUAAGCGCGUCCGGGGUGAGGUGCAGGAAGGACCUGUCAACGAGGAAGGUUGGUGGAAGAGAAGUGCAGGAAGUGUCCCCGCAGAUCAGCUGUUCUACCAUAAGUUCUUCUCGCAGAAACAUGAGAAGGAAGUGGCGAAAGCGGCGAAGGCCGAUAAGCGGAAGGGUAAACGGGAUGGUUCAGAUGACGAGGAGGAGUCCGACCCGGAGCAUGCUGUGGCCGAGGAUGACGAAGGCGACGACGACGAGAUUGAUGAGAAGGACGGGGAAGACCAGGAAGAAGAUAGCGAUGCAGAGGAGGCUGAGAUAUGGAAGGCCAUGAAAGCGUCAAUGCCCAAGGUCGACGACGCUGAGGACGUUGAUCUCAUGGAAGACAGCGAUGAACUCCCCUCAGGUCUUGACAUGGAUGAUAGCGAUGAUGGCGACGGUGUCGAGGACGACGACGACGCCUCUGCAGGCAAUUCCCAAAAGGCAGACUCAGAAGAGGAAGAUGCCAACGACGACGCAUUCUCCCUCGUCGAGGGAUCAGACGCCGAGGAUCUCGUUGACCUUGAUGACGACGUACCUCAAGGUCUCAUUGAAUUCCCUGGAGCUCAAGGACAAGCAGAUGCUGAGGAGUGGACAGGAUUUGGCGGCGAUACAGAUGUAGGAGGAAAGCGGAAGAGGGGCAGGGAGGACGGUAAGGAGAAGAGGAAGAAGUUGAGGUCGCUGCCAACAUUCGCAAGCUAUGAGGAUUAUGCGAAGAUGAUCGAGGAUGGACCCGAGGAUAAUGUAUGA
Molecule: messenger RNA, 3625 nt
Organism: Stereum hirsutum FP-91666 SS1
Lineage: Eukaryota; Fungi; Basidiomycota; Agaricomycetes; Russulales; Stereaceae
Product: CBF-domain-containing protein
Exons: 12
Coding region: 137-3625 (1162 amino acids)
Cellular component (GO): nucleus
Source: RefSeq, a predicted model, not a curated record